AUGGCUUACACUCAACCAACAGACGGUGCCGGCGUCGAGAAGAACGGCAUCCCGCCGGGAAAACCAAUGUCAAUAGGGACACAUAUGUUGGACAAAGGAGCUAAGAUGCUGCAGUCGUUGAAACCCAUAAAGCAGAUGAGUCAACAUGCAUGCACUUUUGCUUUAUACAGCCACGACAUGUCUCGACAGAUCGAGACUCACCAUUACAUCACACGAAUCAACCAGGAUUUCCUCCAGUGUGCCGUUUAUGACACCGACGACACCUCCGGCAGACUCAUAGGGGUGGAAUACAUAGUCUCUGAUCGUAUUUUUGAUACUUUGCCACCUGAUGAACAGAAACUAUGGCACUCUCAUGCUUAUGAGAUACAAUCAGGGCUACUAGUGCACCCACGGAUCCCGGAAAUGGUCGCCAAACCGGAGCUCGAAAACAUGGCCAAAACCUAUGGAAAGUUUUGGUGCACUUGGCAAACCGACAGAGGUGAUAAGCUGCCGAUUGGGCCACCGUCGCUAAUGAUGUCACCACAGGAGGAGGAGAUUGCCAAGGUUAAGCCGGAGUUGGUGGAAAAGAGAGAUGAUAAGUACAACAUAUCGACUGCUGCUAUUCGGGGUUCGAGAACUGAUAUCAUGAGGCAAGCGAGGUUGAAUCCCAUGGCAGAUUACUGGAGAGAGCAUAAGAAGUGUUUUGCUAUUGAUGUCGAAAGUGCAGAGAUGAAGAAGUUGCCAACGGUUAAGUUUUAA
Molecule: messenger RNA, 738 nt
Organism: Lactuca saligna
Lineage: Eukaryota; Viridiplantae; Streptophyta; Magnoliopsida; Asterales; Asteraceae
Source: the annotation of a GenBank genome assembly